Molecule: messenger RNA, 984 nt
Organism: Vespa mandarinia (Asian giant hornet)
Lineage: Eukaryota; Metazoa; Arthropoda; Insecta; Hymenoptera; Vespidae
Source: RefSeq, a predicted model, not a curated record
CAUGCGAUUGUGGCUUUCGAUUUCGGAAGAGGAGGUUGCGAGAGAUUCGAUCGCGAUUAAUUCAAUUGCAUUGGACUUUGGUGGCUGGGUGUGGACGGAAACGAGACUGGAUACGAGAGUGGUAGUAGGCACAUCGACGAUGCUUUCGUAGUGCGUUGUUCUGCACAAUUGGAAGCCGACCGACAAAGACAUGAAUGUCAGUAGUUGCUAUGAGAUAGUCGUGACAAGUGUAAUAAUGGACAAGCAAAUGUUACUUCUACUAAUUGGAUUGUGUACACUUCGAUCGGUAUUAGGACAGUCCGAUUUACAGAUUAUAAUCGAUAAUAUUGAUUUAAAAAUAAAUGAGGAAUACAUUCAAAAUUGUAAAAUGGAUCCUUGCGAGACCAGCGAUAUGGUACCCACAUUAACUAUCGACUGUCAAUUUGUGAAGGAAAUACCUGAAGAAGCUGUAUUACACAUUGUCUUAUAUGGAAUGAGUAAUGGCGAGCCUACUGAUCCAACUGGUGUUGAUAUAGAAAUGAGUUCGUGCCAAAUGAUAAACGAUACUAUGAUUAUGGGUCCGAUUAUUAAGGCGAUGAAGAUGUCCUUAAAAUGUCCAAUACCACCGACAAAUGUAUUUCUAAAGUGUUUUUCUAUACCGAUGGACGAGUUUCCUGAUUAUUUUCCAUCUGGAGAAUACAAUUUCAAUCUUCUUCUCGAUUAUAAAGAUGUUAAUCUGUUUGCAAUAGAUCUGUAUUUGACUUUUUAUUGAUAUAACUUCUUAUUAUUUCUCACUACUAUAUAUUUCGUCCGAAUUUGUAUCAAUUGAUAGUAUUUUUUAAAAAAGUGAUUAGUAUAUGUGAAUAUUUUGAUCAAUAUAAACAAUUAAGUGUCAGGGUUAUGUCUGGAUUAUGCGUCACUUAUAUUACAUAUUGAUAUUUUGUUAUAAACAUUAACCAUUUAUUUAAAAAUAUUGAUCAAAUGUUUAAAAAUACUAACACAAUA